AAAAUAUGCUCCAACCACGACUAGGCUCUUCGGUACCGCUAUAAAUGUAGCGUCAAAUUUCAGACAAUCUACUUUAUAUGGCCAAGGCCCGACUCAGCCCGAAGUACAUCCAAAUCUCCGUGCGUUCAUAUACAUGGGCCGAAUCCUGGCAAUAAACAUGCAUAUGCUCCCGAAUCGAGUGUUUUGCCCUUACGGUUACAAUGUAUAAAGACACACGCGCCGCAGUUGAGGUACUUGCUGAUGCCAGUUCUUCUCUCCCAUCGGCGUCCUUCCCACGAUGAAGUACCCUUUGUUUGCAGCUGCUGCAGUGCAAAGUGCGCUCGCACACCCCGGAUCCCCUCAACCGGAUGCGCAAGGGAGAUAUACUCUUGAGGCGGAAGGAAUCAGGGCACAAUUUAUCCCAUACGGCGCCACCCUCACCAAUCUCUUUGUCAAAGGCUCAAAGGGCCAAGAGUUGGACAUUGUCCUAGGCUACGACAACACAUCCUACUACCCCGUUGAUCCUGGACAUCCAGUCUAUAACGCGAUCCCUGGUCGAUAUGUCAACCGCAUUGGAAAUGCAGAGUACUCGAUUGACAAUGUUACCUAUCACACGGAGCGGAACGAUGGCCCCAACACCCUGCAUAGCGGUACCAACAACUGGUCUUACAGGACGUGGAACGUUAGCCGUGUGACCAAAUCGUCCAUUACAUUCUCCAUUCGUGACGCCUCCAACUCGUCGCUUGGCAUGAUUGGUCGCGUCGAUGCAAGCGUCACGUACUCUGUGUCGAAGAACAAGUGGCACAUCUCCAUGGAUGCUACCUCGCCGGAAGCGAAGACUCCUCUCAUGCUGACGCAGCACACGUACUUCCAACUUGAUGCCUACACGCGACCCGACAACCGCACCAUUUGGAAUCACACAGUGUACAUGCCCGAGGCUAAGCGCAAGAUUGUCAACGACCAAAACUCCCUACCUACGGGCGAGAUUGCGCAAGUUGCCGUAAACUCGAUUGAUGAUUUCUGGUCGGCGCCGCACGAGCUUGGGUUUGCAUCAGGCAGCACCGAGUUUGAAACGCACUGCGGUACUGGAUGCCACGGAUACAAUGGUGCCUGGGCGUUCAACGAGGGUAGAGACAAGAAGGCGACGGUGCUGACGCUAUCGAGCAAGUACAGCGGUGUCGAGGCUAAGCUGAAGACUGACCAAGACGCUGUUGUUCUGUACACGUGCAACUGGAUGGACGGAAAGGGCGAGUUCAAGAGCACCCAAGGUGUUCGAGGACAGAACAAGCUUAUCCCACGCGACGGCUGCAUUGCGAUCGAGGCGCAGGACUAUCCCGACGGCAUUAACCAUCCGGAGUGGGGUCGGCUAGACGAACAAAUCACGGGCCCGGGCAAGAAGUACCACUGGGAGUCGUCGUGGGAGUUUGGAACGCUCUGA
Molecule: messenger RNA, 1417 nt
Organism: Exserohilum turcica Et28A
Lineage: Eukaryota; Fungi; Ascomycota; Dothideomycetes; Pleosporales; Pleosporaceae
Exons: 4
Coding region: 278-1417 (379 amino acids)
Biological process (GO): beta-D-galactose catabolic process via UDP-galactose, Leloir pathway; glucose metabolic process
Molecular function (GO): carbohydrate binding; aldose 1-epimerase activity
Source: RefSeq, a predicted model, not a curated record